UUGUCUAUUGUUGUAAUUAUAUUUACGAUUAAAUAAAAAAUUUGUGUGUUAUAAGUAUGGAUUAUAAAUUAGUUUUAUGUAUCUGAUAUCUAAAAAUAAUUGAUUAAGUACUAAAUUAUUAUAAAAGUAUAAGGACUAAAUUCAAGUGCAAUGAAUAUUAGAAUUUGGUGAGAAAUCUAAACGUUUAAUUCUUCCGAUAUGGUUUAUAAAUAAGAAUUUUUUUCGGUUAGCUGAAAACUAAAAUUAUUUACUAUAGAUUUAAACUAAUUAAAUCAUAUAAAAGAUCAAAUACAAAACAAACAAGAUUAAAAUGACCUAUCAAUUAUAUCCAUUGAGCACGAAGUUGCUAAAUCUAUUAAUCUAUAGAUUAUGAAGAUAUUAACGAUUUCACGUCAAAAAAUAAAAAUAAAGAAAAAGAAAUAUUUUAUCGGUAUUAAGCAUAGGUUAAAGUUCUAAAUUAAGUUUUUUUUUCUUGAAAAUAAACAUUUCUAUAGUAUAUAAAUAUUAAAUAUAUGUAUAAUAUUUUUAUUAAUUGUAUGAAUAUUUCCAAUUUAAAUCGUCUAUAAUAAUCCGUUUUUGACACACUUUAGAUCACAUGCAUUUUGAAUUGGUGACUUAUAGCGGCAAUAAUAUUAUGUUGUGCGCCGGGUUAAAUAAUUUGUAGAUUCGGCACUGAUCAUAGUACAUCUUUAUACUACUCAUAUAAAUUAAUAUGAAUAAAUAAAUAAUAUAAACCAUAAAUCUAGUAAAUAUAAAAAAACAAUAUUAUCGAAUUAAUAAGUAUAAUAGAAUAUACUAUAAACAAACAAGUUUAUUUAGAUAAAUGUCCCUAUAAUUAUUAUAUAUUUAUGUAUACAACUGCGAAUAAUUGUUAAAAUUAUUAUUUAAUUACCUUCCAAUAAGUAUCUUUAUAAUUAAUAAUUAAAAUAACAAUAUAAUAUCUAAAACGUGUGUGGUUAUUAUGUUUGAAUACUCCAUAAUAUUGUUUUUUAAAUUUUAAAUAAUAAAAUGAAUAGUUUAACGGUUAAGAUUUUUAUUUUUAUAAUACAUCUAUACCUAUUAGAAAAUGCAAUUACAGAGGAUGUUAUAGUUUUUUAUAUUUUAGAACUUGGUCAAUCGUCAUGUAGAUACUCAGGUAAUCAUGAUGACAGCAAUGAAGGGAGUUAUAAAGAUAAAUUAGAGUUAAGCAAACUACCAGAGAAUGAAUGCACGUCUUAUAUCUAUUAUGGAAUGUCAUGUUCAGACGAUUCGAAAAUUGUACCGUUCGAAUCUCCGGAUGAUUUAACAAAUAUUAAAUCACUUACUAAUUUUAGCUCCAAGGUUUUUAUAUUUUAUGGACAAACAUCUAUAGAUUUUUGGUCAUCUGAAAAUUUUAAUGAUAAAAUUGAAACUGAAGCACAAAAUUUGAAAGAAUUUAUUGACGAAUAUCCUGUAGCGGGGUUAAUUUUGACGAAAUUAGAAUAUCCUGUUGUAACUGACAACUUUUAUGAAAAAUUUCAAUCAUACGUCGCAAGUUUAAAGUCUAAAAAUCCAAAACUAAAAAUUGGUUUGUAUUUUAAAGCUUUAACAAUGGUAUUAUAUCCUGCAAAUGAUAUAAAUUGGUUUGAUUUUUCAAAGAUAAAUGACAUUAUGGAUUUCUAUCUAAUUACAUUUCACGACUUUAAUAUAUGUUAUGAGGAAAUAAUGCAUAUUGGAACUACUCCUUUGGAACUGGCUGAUCCAAAUGUUCAUUCCUUAGUACAAUUUGCUGCUACUUUAACCGUUUCAGCACUUGCAAAGGAAAAAGUGUAUUUAGAAUUUGUAUUAACUCCUUCGGUGUAUUCUGUUCAUUCAGGUGUUAAGCAUUGUGAAGUAACGUAUGACCAGUAUUGUAAACGCGAUUACAGAGAUAGUUGGUGUGCUGACAAUGCAACAACAUUCUAUGAAAAAGGUGUAUUUGCAAAACAAUAUGCUGCAGGAUGGGUAGGUAGCGAUAUAGAUUUAAUUGAUCGUAACAUAAGUUGUGGAUGUAAUGGUGAUCAGUUCUUUUCGUUUCAUAUGAUAUUAGAUGGCUACAAAAAUAAGACAAUGAGGACUUGCGAUUUUAAGUUUGGUUAAAUAUUUGCAGUAAUCAAGAUUGUCUAAUGAUGUAAUUAUAUUUACGAUUAAAUAAUAAAUUUUUUUGUUAAAAGUA
This is a messenger RNA of Rhopalosiphum padi (bird cherry-oat aphid), 2173 nucleotides long. RefSeq lists its product as uncharacterized. NCBI's taxonomy places the organism in Eukaryota, Metazoa, Arthropoda, Insecta, Hemiptera, Aphididae. The record is from RefSeq and is a predicted model, not a curated record. The transcript has 8 exons. Bases 1009 to 2097 code for a protein of 362 amino acids.